Molecule: messenger RNA, 2856 nt
Organism: Hyaloscypha bicolor E
Lineage: Eukaryota; Fungi; Ascomycota; Leotiomycetes; Helotiales; Hyaloscyphaceae
Product: CoA-transferase family III
Exons: 1
Coding region: 1-2856 (951 amino acids)
Molecular function (GO): catalytic activity
Source: RefSeq, a predicted model, not a curated record
AUGGCGUCCCAAUCUUCCAAAACUCCACCUCCACGCGUUAGCCGUUGGAACGAAGCAGCGAGUGAGGCUGAUGUUGAUGUCAUUAUCACCCUCAAGCCGGAGAGUGUCUUCCAUGCUUCUGGUUUCAAUCAAAUCAUCACUUCGGACCCCCCGGGGGUGAUUGCGCCGGCCAACCGUAAACCCAUCCUGCUCGUGAACGUCACACGGCUGCUGACAGCCGGAGAGAAGUCUUUCUUGCCGGAUAUUCGUGGUUAUGGCCGCAGCUAUAACGAACCGUCGUUCGCAUCUGAUUUGUUCGGCGGAAUUUUGAAAGUCAUGACUGAACUCGGUCUCAAAAGUGGAAAAAUUGGUAUCGAAUAUGAUAGCCUAACGGUGAAACACUACUUUCGUCUUGGCGAAAUUUUGCCAAAUGCGACGUUUGUAGACGUCACUUCGAAGGUCUAUGGCUUUCGACUUAUCGAGGAUCCGGACGAGAUCGCCAACGUGCCCAUUGCCGCCGAGUCCGCCACGGCCGGACUUACAGCCAUGCCGCUACAAGGAAUCCGCGUCUUGGAAACGGGCGCUACGCCCGCUGCCCGCCUUGCUGGAGUGCUGCUCGCCGAUCAAGGCGCAGACAUUUUUUCGCUGGACCACGGUCGUCUAUCAAAUGGCGGACUUGACGACUAUCUAGACCGUGGGAAACUCCUGCUGCCGGCUGCAGUCCUUUCGAGUGUCGAGGGAAUUGACAUCAUCAUCGCUGGAAGCGAACCCUCCGCGCGGUCAGUUGAAUCACAAAUCUCUCUCAGCUUUCCGGCGGUCGCACCCGGAGAGGUUGAAUUUGAUCUGCCGCCCGAUGCCAGUGACGACUUGCUGAAUGCUCUGGUCGGCUUCUAUACGGACCUCGGCGUAACCAGCAAGCUGCUCGGGCGCAGCGUGACCUAUACACCGUUACCGCUUUGCACAGUCUACGCUGCCGUGCUGGGUGUCGUUGCGUCUAUGGCGGCACUAACCGAUCGCGAACGUUGCGGCGUAGGCCGCGAUAUCGUGAUCCCGAGGCUGGCCGCAGGGCUCUCGGCGGUUGGCGUGCUGGCGCUCGACCUUGAGGGCGUCGAGCCAUACCUCCUGCCACCUGGGCUGCUUACCCUCCCGCCGGAACUCAUGGUCGAGGUGCCCAAGGCGCGUAGUGAUGAAAGCCAUAUGAUCUGGCUCGUCAACAGACUAAACCCUACGGCUGGUUGUUAUCGCAGCGCCGACGGCCGGCUCUUGACGCCGGUGACGACUGUGAACCGACGGUUGGCCAUUCGGAUGUUCGAGCUGCUGGGGCUUUACAAGCAUGUAAAGGAAAUGGGCAUUGUCGAUGCUUCUCCCUAUGAUCCGGCGAGCGAGCUCGUCGCGGACCGCAACAUCGCAUUACCUCAAGGGAUGCGAAACGAUUUGAAUAUCAAACUUGCGGCAUUGAUGGAGAAGGCCUUUUCAACGAAAUCCGCGGUGGAAUGGGAAGAGCUGUUCGCGGAGGCGCAGGUUCCUUGUGCCAUCGUCCAGGAUUUCCCAGAAUGGAUGAGGAGUUCAUGGGCGCGAGAGUCCGGCCUCGUUGAGGAAAUCGCCGGACUGGACCGUCCUCAGCUAGGACGCUCAGCCAGCGUCCAGUCCGCCCAACCCUAUCCCCCCCUUCAACCCGGACGGCGGCUGGCGGCGGCUACAACGACGUCGUCGAAGGUUCAACAUCCGUCUGGCGCGUCUGGCGCGUCUGGCGCGGCUUCCGCUGGCCUCAAACCCUUGGUUGGCUAUGUGGUUGUCGAUCUCGCGAAUGUCAUCGCGGGUCCCGCCUGCGGCCGCCUUCUCGCCGAACUCGGCGCCACGGUCUACAAAAUUGAUACGACCCGACCCGAUCAUCAGCCGCUCGUCACGAUUAUUUGGGCUGGUGAUGUCGGCCAGGGCAAGCAGAGCAUUCUCGUCGAUUUGAGGACCCCGGCAGGGCGUGAGGUUCUCGAGCGCCUCGUGGCCACGGCCGACAUCGUCGUCAUAAAUGCGACGGACAGCGGGACCGAAAGACUUGGUCUGAGCCGAGCGCAGCUGGCAAAAAUCAAUCCCCGCGCGAUUGGAAUCCAGGUCAGCGCCUUCAAGGGCGAGCGACCGUCGGGCCACGACGACCGCCCCGGGUAUGACCCGCUCUUGCAGGCCGCAACCGGAAUCAUGAGCCGCUUUGGCACGAAGGACAUGCCUCUGCUGCACGGCAUCGCCUCCUGCGUCGACUACCUCACCGGUUACCUCGGGGCCUUUGCUGCACUUGUGGGCCUUCAAGCUCGCGAGCGGCGCGGCGACCAGAAAGGCGACUGGACCGAGACCUCCCUCGCGCGGGGAGCCGCGCUCGUACAGUUUCCGUUCCAGGCCGGUCCGGGAGCAGCGACAGCACACGGGCCGAGAGCCAUUGGCCCGAGCGCAACCGCCCGGCUCCAUCAACUUACCGACGGUUGGGUCUUUGCCGAAGCCACCGACGAUCUGUCGGAGGCAAUGCGCGGUUUGACGGUAAAAGAAGCAACCGAGUUUCUGCGAGAACGAGAUGCGUUGGUCGUUCCUGUGCUCACUAUCGCGGCGCUCAAACAAAGGUAUAUGGAUAAACCCAGUGAAACGGUCCGAUUCCGCCGGACGAAAUGCGGUGGACUAGAAACCACGGCUCUUGAGCCUACAUGGUUUCGCUUCAACGGUCAAAACCUCGCGCCGGUCGCGGCAGCCGUCCCGCCGGGUAGCGCAUAUACUGAAGUCCUUUUAUCACUCGGAUUUACCUCUGCUGAGAUUCAAACCAUGCUUACAGAGAAGAUCAUUGGCCAACCCAAUUGGCGCCAUCUGGCUGAGAAUAAGGAUACUGAUAUGCAAUGA